UGGGUGGGUUUAAUGUGAGUUCGUAUCCGAGCUAAGCAUCAUAAAAUAAAAAAGAAAAGUCAAGGUGGAAGCAAGAGGGAGAAUGAAAUCGAUGCAAAAGACGAAAAGCAGAAGGUAGGUGUUCCAGGGGUAAGCUUUUAAGUCGCAUGCUUAUAGGGUAUGUUGGAGCUAUUCGAGCACUUGAUUGGUCACAAAUUCAUUCCCACUCUCCUCAUUCAUGUCUCUCUGGUUACACUCGCACUACUUGUAUUGGCGCCCUUUUCCAAGAACGCUAGCGGAUGUGAAAGCUCAAAGCGGCAUCGUUCGGCUGCCAUUCGCAACCGCGCACGAGCUCGCGGACGGCGAACUAGCUCUGUACUCGUAGAUGUUAAAACACCUUGGAGCGCGCGUUAACAGUAACUCUUGUUAGUUUUUCAAGUUUUUCCGACACAGUUGCAUCAUAAAUUUUAACUUCUUAGAAAACAUCUGGUGGUGACUAUUCAGCAGGUGACAAAUUAAAUAGAACAGUGGGAGUGCAUUGAAUAACAAGAGUAUUCUAUUGUUGAUCACCCACGUUGAGGCUUUCUAGUUUUCCAAGAAUGGUCCGGGUAUUGUCCACUAGUAUGGCAAUUAGCCUAACUCUAAUUGUCUGCUGCAACCUAGGGUUAGCAAUGACCAUUGAUCUAAGCCGAUUUUAUGGAUACCAUCACUCCAAGCGGUCAGGGGAUGCUUGCCACCCUUAUGAACCAUUUAAAUGCCCUGGAGAUGGAACGUGUAUUUCUAUUCAAUAUUUAUGCGAUGGAGCACCAGAUUGUCCUGAUGGAUAUGAUGAAGAUUCGCGAUUAUGUACAGCUGCUAAAAGACCACCAGUAGAAGAAACAGCAAGUUUUUUACAGUCACUAUUAGCCAGUCAUGGCCCGAAUUAUCUCGAGAAAUUAUUUGGUAGUAAAGCUAGAGACGCUCUAGCACCCCUCGGUGGAGUUAACAAGGUAGCGAUUGCUCUCUCUGAGUCUCAGACGAUUGAAGAUUUUGGAGCUGCUUUGCAUUUGAUGCGUGCAGACUUGGAGCAUCUACGUUCAGUUUUUAUAGCUGUUGAAAAUGGCGAUUUGGGAAUGUUGAAAUCUCUUGGCAUCAAAGAUUCAGAACUUGGUGAUGUCAAGUUCUUCUUAGAAAAGCUCGUAAAUACCGGCUUUCUUGAUUAAAAUGUUUAAGACUUAAACAAAGCAGUGCACUUCAAAGGUAUAUAAUGUAACUGCUUUAUGCACGGUUGAAAGAUCACAAUUUGAGUGUUUCAAUUAUUGAACACAUUACCAAUUGAUUAAAUAAUAAUCGUUAAUUAUAAGGGAAUUGAAGCUAAAAUCGCGAUUGAAUUUUUUAUCGUAAGAAUGCAGUGUGAUUCAAGGGAGGACUCAUGUUUAUUCAACAAAAAGGGUGAAUUAUGUCGUACUAAAACCAUGAAAAAUUUCUAGAAAUAUACAUUUUUCGAUUUACGUCUAAUAAGUCGAUGAACAAUUAUAAUAAUUGAUUCUCUUGAUAUAUCUUGCUAAGAAUGAAAACUAUUACAAUCAUCUUCCUAUUCGAGCUUAGCUUUGCAUAUAUUAUACAAGUAAUUCAUGAAAGACGUGAAUUGAUUUCCGGGAGAGGGAGAUCAAAAGAAAAUAGUGAAUGUCAAAAUGAAGAUACCAACUUCGUCAAUGAUGUAAUUAUUCAUUUCAAAUUGAUCAAUUAAUUUUGUACCAGCUCUCAUAACUGUAGCUUUUCUUCAUACCUUCGCCGUCCUUCUUACGGCCUAAAUUAAUUAAUUAAUUUGCAAUUAAUAAUUACGCCAUUGACGAAGUUGGCACUCUGAUCUCAACAUUUAUCCAAACUAUUGAAUUAUUAAUUAUCUAAUCACUGAUACCAAUAAAUUUAUAAAUUUUUUCUUUCUAUUUUAAUCCUUUUUCUACUGUCUAAAGUAGUGACAAUCGAUUUUAUUUGAUUAUUAUCUCAUAUCAUGUGUAUUUACUUGCUGAUUAAUCUACGUAAGUGAUAAAAAUUGAUUUAACGAGUAGUAGUGGUUUUCUGUUUACCAAGGAAAAUAUUCUCUGUCCAAAUGUUUCUUUAUACCGUUUUCUUAAGCUAUCAUAAAACGUAAAAGAGUAUCAAUAUCGAUUCAGGAGAAACGUUGACGUUGCCAACACUUAUUACAUUUUCCGUGCCGAUGAUAUAAAACAUUAAAAGGGUAAAGUUUAAUAUUACAGUAAUGAAAUUGUAAAAGUGUUUUCAUUAAUUUUUAUGCUUGGGUGGAAGUAUCAACAAUGUAAUGAUAGUUACGUUUAUUAUUAUCAUCGUUUUGCACUAUUUCAGAUUGUAUUUUCCCAACCUUUGACAUUAUAGUUAAAUGAUGACUGUAAAACCUUUCCAUUGUGUACCUGUGUCAGUGCGCUUUAUGCACUGUUUUUUGCGAUUCCAAUCACUGUAAAACCAACGCAACAAGAGACAAAUUUACCAAAGAUAAAAGAAAUAUAAUAUAGCAAGAGAAAAAAAAACUCGAAAUGCUUUAAAGAAUAUGUAAUAAUAUAAACUCAACUUGUUUUGAACAAAAAAGCAAUAUUUUAUUUUAAAUGCAAUUUUUUUUAGCUGAUUUAAUGAUGAAACUUUUUUAAAUGCCUUAGGUAUUGAAAACAUAUCACUAAGAGUAAUUUAGCGAUUUAAUUCAAUUGAAAUGUUUACUCGAUGUUCAAAGAGAGAUUCAUAAUUAUAUAUUUAUACGUAAAAUUAAUAUUCUUUUUUGAGACAUUGUCAACAAUGAUAAAGUUUACUAUCAGGAUAUUGGUAUAUUAAGUAAUAUUAUAAUUAUAAAAUGAAACACAUACAUAUCAUAUAACUGUAUGCAAUAUACAUAUCAAUGAUAUAAAUGAUAGAGAUAAUAAUAAUAAAUUAAUUAAUUAUAUUAAAAGCAAGAGAUCCCUUAUAUGUCAAUGUCAUUGUCCCACCUCUCUUUUUCUUGUUUUAGAAAUUUAGUUAAAGCUACUAAAUAAUAUACUCCUAUUCUGUCUGCACGACAAACAACUUCCAUAGCAACAAGUAAUCAUAUCAAAAAUUAUGAGUCUAUAUUUUAUGUUAAAAAUGAAACAAGAUAAAGAUAGUUGUGGGAUAUGCAUAUAUCAUAAAUCUCGUGAAGAUUCUAUAUGAUAAGAUUGUUUCUCGCAAAAUAACAUAUCAUGUAAAAUAAAAUUAAACAAAAUAGCAGGUAAUGAAGGAGCUGAUUGAAAGUACUUUUAUGAGAUAGAUAAAUACUAUUUUGGUAUAAAGAGAUGGAUCCCUAGAGUUUCUACUACGAUUUAAAGUAGGGCCUAAACCGUAGCAGAACUGUUGGGAAAUCCUUUACACAUUUACAUUAUCAACGCUCAAGGGUCAAGAUGUUACUUUUCACUCAUUAAUUCAUUACAAUACCUUGUCUCUUUAGCAUUCUGAUGUAAUAAUAAAAAUAAAAAUCAUAUGUAUUCAAACUUUCAGCAUUUAACACCAAAGUAUUACGCUGAAGAUUGAUUUUAAAUAUAAAAGUAUAUUAUACAAUUAUAAGGAGUCAAUUGUCCAAUAUUAAUAUACAUUAAUAUCAAUUAUUAAUUAAGCACAAGACUCCUAUUAAUUUAGUGUCAUCACUUGCACGUUUAUUUAAUUAAUUGUUAUUUGUGAUUAGUCAUUCAAAUGUAGUUCAAGUACAAUUGUCAAAUUCAACAAUGUUUGAAAAUCUGUAAAUUAUAAUAAUACUGACGUGUAUUGAGUUGUUAAUAAUUUUUAUUCAUUUAAUACUGAUUUACAAAAUAAUUUCAUAAGUCCAUAGGAUAUAAUGUAUAAAUUAUAUAUGAGGUAGACAGAUGAGUAGGACAAUAAGAUUAUAGUAAGUAAGUUUUGUCCUUCAUAAACAUCUUUCAUCACUACCUGUAAUUGUAAUUUUUUCUGAUUAUUUCUUCAAGCAAA
This is a messenger RNA of Chelonus insularis, 3942 nucleotides long. RefSeq names its product prohormone-4. Lineage: Eukaryota; Metazoa; Arthropoda; Insecta; Hymenoptera; Braconidae. Gene Ontology annotation, molecular function: protein binding. Bases 579 to 1181 code for a protein of 200 amino acids. The transcript has 4 exons. The record is from RefSeq and is a predicted model, not a curated record.